AUGGUGCGAUGGGGCCGGGUGAACCACCCGCCGGUGCGCGGGCCGAACGAGUUCGAGAUGUCCGAGUACCAGAACGAGUACUACAGAAAGAGGGUCGACCGGAGGCAGAAGGCCGACAACCUUGCGCAGCGCGAGACCCUCGACAACAGGCACGACGGCAAGUGCCCGACGCAGUCCGAGUACCUCGCUGAGUACAAGCCCAAGAAGGUGGACCGGUCGAACGAAGACGAUCUCAGCAACGUCACGUACGACCUCACGGGACCGAUCGGGACGGGGGCCGGGAUCAGCUCGAAGUUCCCCACCGAGGGCGAGUAUCUGGCCGAGUACGGCCCGAAGCGGGCCCAGAGGACGCGCCCGCUCCAGGACCGCCAUCGCACGGAGGGCGACCACUUCCGUCACGGAGAGUGCCCGCGAGACAGCGAGUACCUGGCGGAGUAUAACAAAAAGGUCGCGCCGCGGGAGCCGCGGUUGACGGGGCGCUUUCCGCUGGCGAAGAACGUUCCGAACCGGACGGCGAAGCCCACGCCGCUCGAGCACGGCACGGAGUACAACACGAAGUACUAUCCGAAGCGCGCGGAGCGUCCGCAGCGCGCCGCGCCGGAGGGUCAAACCCCGAAGCUGUCGGGUGGUUGCCCGAAGCACAGCGAGUACCUCGCGCAGUUCCAGCGCAAGCCCAUCAACCUGAACCCGAACAACCUCCCGCGGCACAAGAUGCUCGCGCCGCGCAAGCCCGUCAAGCCCGUCGCCGUGUUCGACGCCGCCACCGAGUACGGAACGCAGUUCGACCCCAAGCGCGGCGACCCGGGCGACGAGCGGCCCGCGUGGACGCGCAACCGCUUCCGGUACACCCCGGGCGACCCCAACCGCUACAACACCACCCACCGCGCCUCGUACCAACCGGUGGAGGGUGACCGCCGGCAGCCCUUCAAGCCGCACGUGAAGCUCGUGCGCGACCGGCCGUUCGACGCGCGGCCGGAAUCGCAUCACGCGUUCCAGGACCCGGACGCCGCGAAGGACUACGCGCCGUUCGACCGCGACGGGAACGUCAACACGAGGCGCCUGCCGAAGCACCUGAUGCCGUUUGACGGAGCGUCCACGUACGGCAGCGAGUUCGUUCCGCACCCGCUGCAGCCGCGCGAGAAGGCGUCGCAGCACAAGCCGGACGCGCGGUCCGCGCCGUUCGAGGGCACGUCGCUCUACAGCGACUCGUACGUGCAACCGGACGCGCGCGCGUACGCCCACAAGGGCAAAAACCCGCUGAAGAAGCCCGGGCUCGACCCGCACAGGCUGCAGCUGUCGAACGCGACGACGUACAGGCGGUCCGCGGACUGGCUGGGUCCCCGGUCGGACAACGUGUUCAACAAGACGGGCUACGGCAAGCAGGAGCCUGACGCGGUGGGGGACGCCAGCGUGGAGGAGGCGCUCGAGCUGGAGGAGACGCGGCGUGCGCACGAGCGGGCGCGCGCGGCGACGAUGCGCGCGAACAACCGGAUGGGGGGGACGAUGGGCCGCACGGGGGUGGUGGGCGGCAGCGAGUUGGAGGGGGUGUCGACGUACAAGGAGUACUUCUGUCACGACGACAUGCUCAAGAUCGGGCUCACGAUGAACCGGCCGGUCGGGCACCGGGUCUAG
Molecule: messenger RNA, 1632 nt
Organism: Pedinophyceae sp. YPF-701
Lineage: Eukaryota; Viridiplantae; Chlorophyta; Pedinophyceae
Source: the annotation of a GenBank genome assembly